Messenger RNA from Gossypium raimondii (Peruvian cotton), 1497 nucleotides. RefSeq names its product ALA-interacting subunit 3. The record is from RefSeq and is a predicted model, not a curated record. The transcript is spliced from 9 exons. Gene Ontology annotation, cellular component: plasma membrane; endoplasmic reticulum; Golgi apparatus. Bases 179 to 1228 code for a protein of 349 amino acids. NCBI's taxonomy places the organism in Eukaryota, Viridiplantae, Streptophyta, Magnoliopsida, Malvales, Malvaceae.
GCGAUAAUGGCAAAGCAGAGGUUUGACCAAGUAAGCUGUGUUUCGACAAAUAAUUUUAGUUGUUUAAGUGUUAACACAAACGUCUUCUAGACGAUCCCCAAGAGUUGAAGGAGUUAGACAUCAGGACGCGUACAAUACUAUUUGGUGCCGCCCCCAUCAGAAGUAAAAGGUUGAUCCAAUGAGUUCCAGUACGCCAUCAUCUAGCGCUGGAGGUGUUGGAUCCGCUGAUUCUGCUGCUCCUAGAAGAAAUUCCAAGCGACCCAAAUACUCUAAGUUCACUCAGCAAGAGCUUCCAGCUUGCAAGCCAAUCCUCACGCCACGAUGGGUCAUAUCAGCCUUUAUGCUUGUUAGCAUUGUCUUCAUUCCUAUUGGAGUGGUCUCUCUGUUUGCUUCUCGAGAUGUCGUCGAAAUCAUUGAUCGGUAUGAAACUGCAUGUGUACCGGACGGCUACAAAAAUGAUAAGGUCACAUUCAUACAAAGUAAUUUGACCAAACAAUGCAACAGAACAUUGACAGUUAAGAAGCGAAUGAAGAAGCCUAUCUAUGUCUACUACCAACUGGACAAUUUCUACCAGAAUCAUCGGAGGUAUGUGAAGAGCCGAAGUGACUCACAGUUGAAAGAAAAUAGCAGUUGGGAUGAUGUUAGUUCUUGUAAGCCUGAAGAUACGUCUAAUGGCCAGCCAAUUGUUCCCUGUGGUCUUAUAGCUUGGAGUUUAUUUAAUGAUACCUAUAAUUUCUCCCUCAACGAUCAGCAAUUGGCGGUGAACAAGAAGGGCAUCUCCUGGAAAAGUGAUAGGGACAGUAAAUUCGGGAAAGAUGUAUUUCCCAAAAAUUUUCAGAAUGGAACUCUUAAAGGUGGUGCAACGCUUAAUCCAUCUAUCCCGUUAAGUGAGCAAGAAGACCUCAUUGUUUGGAUGCGAACUGCUGCGCUGCCAACAUUUAGAAAAUUAUAUGGGAAGAUUGAACAGGAUCUCCAACCAAAUGAUCAAAUACAUGUGACAUUGGAUAACAACUACAAUACUUACAGUUUCAAUGGCAAGAAAAAACUAGUGCUUUCAACUACUAGCUGGCUUGGUGGAAAAAAUGACUUCCUUGGCAUUGCUUAUCUCACUGUUGGCGGGCUGUGCUUCUUUUUGGCUUUGUCUUUCACUGUUGUCUACCUUGUCAAGCCAAGGCGACUAGGAGACCCAUCGUAUUUGUCAUGGAACAGAAAUCCAGGAGGACAUUAAGCAAUUCAAGAAGAACCUGGAACCUCUUAUCACCAAUGGUUACAGUUGGGUUGAUGGGUUGAUGUAUUAAAAUGGCCUAUAUAUAUAUAUAUAAUAUAGUUUGUGUUUGCCUGAUACAUUUGUGUAUUUUAAACCCUAGGAACAAUGACAGAUUUUUAUGUAAAAUUUCAGCAACCCCCCGGCACAAAGAUAUUCAAUCUUGCAACUAUUAAGUUUCAUGUUUGGUUCAUUUUUUAAAUGCGAAGGGAAAGUAAGGCAUAUUCACUAAA